AUGCCGAAUGAGAGUUCAUGUCCCGGUUGCCACGUUGUUUCAAUCUCGACUUCUCAACCAGUAUGGCUUGCGAGACCCGUUUAUGGACUCGCCGCACCGCUUAUCAUAUUGGUGACCCUUGUCACGAACACGCUUGUCGUAGUAGUCCUCUCUCAUCGCCAUCUCCGAACUCCCACAAAUCAUAUUUUACUCUCAAUGGCUGUCACUGAACUCAUGACAGGUCUUUCCUCUUGUCCAUGGUUCUUGUACUACUACACAUUUGGCGGUUAUCGAACUGAUGAAACGGAAGGAUUGAACGAAUUUUGGUGCCGCUUUCAUCCGUAUUUCGCCGUUCAUCUACCCACAAUCUUUCACACAGCAGCCAUUUGGCUUACGGUUUUCUUGGCGAUUCAACGAUAUGUUUAUGUUUGCCUUCCAUCAUUGGCCGUCAAACAUUGUACACCGAAAAGAACCUGGCAUAUCAUCAUUUUGAUCGUAUUUCUUGCAAUGGUCACAGAAAUCCCGAUUAUGUUAUCCGAAAGAAACGAGUUGGAAACGGAAGAAGAUCAAACGCGAAAGAUCUGCUACUCCAAAUACGUUUACAAGUCGAUUCCAUUGGAUACUUUCAAAGCAGUUGUUUUGUGUGGAAGAGCUCUUUUUGUUCAUAUUGUCCCCUGUUUAUUGUUGAUUCUCUUCACCGGAUGUCUAUUUCGAACGAUCAAUGAAGCUGAUCGAAAGAGAAGUGUUCACGCUAUUUCACUCAAAAAGCCGGCUAAGACUUCAUGCGUUUCUUCAAAUCGUCUCAUGGCUGCAACAACUCGAAUGUUGUUAGUGGUGAUCGCUAUCUUUCUUCUCAUCGAAAUCCCCGUCGCUCUCAUUUUCGUCUUCCAUUUUCUCGUUGUUUACUAUAGAGUGAUCACUGCCGCCGAUUACAAUAUUGUGAACACACUUCUCAUUAUGAGAAAUUUCCUGAUAAUUCUCACCUAUCCGCUCAAUUUUGCCAUUUACUUUGGAAUGAGCUCGUCGUUCAAGCUGCAAUUCCGACAAAUGUUUACAAGAAAGGUUUUAUAUGUGGCUUCUCCAAAUACGGGUCCUGGAUGGCGGCCGAGAUUUUCGGUUCAAUUGAUUGAUAUUCACAAAAUUCGACGCCCAUCGCAGUUUUUGUUUCCAAGAAAGAGUGUAAACGAGAGCGGUCAACCACUUAACAAUAAUCAUCUCGAUAUCCCCACAAAUCUUGACGCAUUUUUA
Messenger RNA from Mesorhabditis belari, 1227 nucleotides. Lineage: Eukaryota; Metazoa; Nematoda; Chromadorea; Rhabditida; Rhabditidae. The record is from the annotation of a GenBank genome assembly.